Messenger RNA from Tupaia belangeri chinensis (Chinese tree shrew), 482 nucleotides. RefSeq names its product cholesterol side-chain cleavage enzyme, mitochondrial-like. Lineage: Eukaryota; Metazoa; Chordata; Mammalia; Scandentia; Tupaiidae. The record is from RefSeq and is a predicted model, not a curated record. The transcript is spliced from 2 exons. Gene Ontology annotation, molecular function: heme binding; iron ion binding; cholesterol monooxygenase (side-chain-cleaving) activity. Gene Ontology annotation, cellular component: mitochondrion; mitochondrial inner membrane. The annotation marks the transcript as partial. Gene Ontology annotation, biological process: cortisol metabolic process; cholesterol metabolic process; glucocorticoid biosynthetic process.
CUAGGGGCUCAGGGCCAGUCACCCCAGCAGGCUUUGCAGCCCAGGAGCAGGAACGGUGGCAGUCGUGGGGACAGCAUGCUGGCUCGGGGGCUUUCGCGGCACUCCAUCCUGGCCAAAGGCUGCAUGCCCUUCCUGAGCACCCUCCGGGAGGUGCCCCUAGGUGAGGGAGCUGGCAUCUCCACUCGCAGUCCUCGUCCUUUCAAGGAAAUUCCGUCGCCUGGGGACAACGGCUGGCUCAACCUGUACCAUUUCUGGAAGGAGAAGGGUGCAGACAAAAUCCACUACCACCAUGAGCACAAUUUCCAGAAGUACGGCCCCAUUUACAGGGAGAAGCUUGGCAACAUGGAGUCUGUGUACAUCAUCGACCCUGAGGACGUGGCCAUUCUCUUCAACUCUGAGGGGCCCUAUCCGGAGCGGUACCUCAUCCCCCCCUGGGUCGCCUAUCACGAGUACUACCAGAGACCCGUCGGAGUCCUGCUAAA